CGGUGGUGAUCAGACUGACUGCCGUGCUUUGAAAUAAUGUGAUACAGGGGCAAGAAGACGGAGAUUUUUAGCAAGAUUUCAGGAGAGGAAGCUGCUGUUUUCACCUGAUAUGGAAUACAAGAUUGCUCUGACGGAAACAGCUGCGUCCUGUCAGGCUUUUUGCUGAUGAAAUCAACUUGAAAAUAUCAGGAGAUUUUUGGUGUGAUUGUCACUCUUGCCCCUGCUGAUUCAGCACACAAGACACUGAGGGGAUUUGGGGGCAAAACACAGAAAAGGAUGACAGGCAGUGACAUCCAGUGAGCAUUGUGUUUUUUCAGACUAGCAUUAGUUUCUGAGACCUAUCUGCUUGUCCCACCUGGGUUUUUAUUAGAGUCAACAGAGGUUAAAGUUUGGGAAACUGUCACACAGCCAUAUUUCUUCAUCGUAGCAUGUUUAUUUUCAUCCCACUUUGUCCAAAGUGACAUCUCUUCACCUUAGAAGCUAUCACAGAUAUUUGACUAAACAUCCCAGGUUCAGUGAUGCAUCCCAGGUUACUCCCCUCCCACCUCCCCAUCCUCCUACUCCUGCUUUUAAUGUGGGGACCAAAGGAGUCCAGGGCCCAGAAUGACACAGAGCCCAUCAUCCUGGAGGGGAAAUGUUUGGUCGUAUGUGACUCCACUCCUUCCUCCGAGCCGGCCGGUAACGCUCUGGGCAUGUCGGUCCGCUCCGGCUCAGGCAGAGUGGCCUUCUCGGCCAGCAGGCAGACGAACCACGAGCCCACAGACAUGAGCAACCGCACCAUGAUCAUCUACUUUGAUAAUAUUUUGGUGAACGUUGGCACUCAUUUUGACCAAGAAAGCAGCGUCUUCCACGCUCCGAGAAGAGGAGUGUACAGCUUCAACUUCCAUGUUGUGAAGGCUUACAACAGACAAACUAUUCAGGUCAGUCUGAUGUUGAACGGCUGGCCCAUGAUUUCAGCGUUCGCUGGGGACCAGGACGUGACCAGAGAAGCAGCCACUAACGCCGGCCUGGUGAUCAUGGAGAAGGGGGACAAAGCCUACCUGAGACUGGAGCGAGGAAACCUGAUGGGGGGCUGGAAGUACUCAACCUUCUCUGGGUUCCUGGUCUUCCCCUUGUGAGGACGGUGGAGGAAGAUUUCAAGCAGUGAUAGAAAGAGAAAAGGCUUCAAUCUGUAACUCUUUAUACAAUGCAUGAAAGGAUGUGCUUUAUGCAAAACGAGAUAAAUAUAAUCGUCACUUGAGGCCAGGAGAAAAAGAGGGGAAAUAAGCCAAAAUAUGGAAGCCUUUAGAGGACAUGCAUGCAUGCAUUUUACUGUAUGUUUGGGCCUGUGUCCAUUGCUGCUGUUUUUUUGUGCUAACACCAGCUUCACACCAGCACUUGUGCUGAGAGGUCACAAAAGCUGACUUCUGAGUCCCUCAGCUCUAUCCAUAGUGUUGUUUUUAACUAUUUAAUAGCUUAAUAGUUUCCUUAAAAUUUCGCAGCAGUUGUACACCUGGAAACUUUACCUUUAAAAACAUGACUUAGGUUGGUUUCUCCUCCCCCGUUGUUGUUGACAAAGCUGGUAUCAGAAGCCCGCCCCUUCUUGAUUUUAAUUGGUCAGAAGUGACACUAAUGAACACAGUGUUACUCCAAAAGUAGAACUACUUUCAACUGAGGGUACUCAGUUUGAUUGAUUGAUUGAUUGAUUGAUUGAGUGAGUGAUUGUACUUCAUUUCCGUUUCAUGCACGUCUUUAUUUGCUUUUUAUUUAAAAUCUGCUGCAACAAAGGUUACUUUUCUGGACCAGAACUCGAGUUUUCAUAAUCAUUUUAACCAAAAAAGUCACCUGGGAGAAAAGAACAAGAAAAGAAACUGCACCUGUGGAUUGGGCCCUUACUCGAUGUAUAAUGAGUCAAUUUUGGUUGUUUUCUUAAGAUCUAGUCUCGUUUAUCUUGUUAUUUUUUGGCUAACAGCACCGGAUUCCCUGCAAUAAGGACUUGCUUUCAUUUCCUUACUCAAUAUGUCAAAAAAUAGGCUUGUUAUUUCAAGAAAACUAGCACUUUUAUCUUAAGAUAAUGGCUUAAAAGUGUUGAAAUGUCGACAAAAAUCUAAAUGUACUCUUUCAGUAACAUGAAGUGCACGGAUGUAUGUCCAUCUGGGCUUCCAUAUCUAAUUGAUCAGUGACAAUGAUUAUCUGUGGAUUUGAUUUGCUCUAUUUAUGUGUAUAAAUAUACUUGUUGGGUUUGUAAACUAAGAGAUCCUUUAAUUGUGACAAAAAUAUCAAGUAGCCAUGUGCAAUGUGGGCUUCUGUGCUAAGAUACUUUUAUUUUUCUCACUGAUCUGUCUGCUGUGCUCCACAUGGCCUCCUGUCUAGCGAACACUUUCCCUUUAUUCUGCUGUUGUAUGACUGAUGCUCCUUCAUAUGCCUGUCUGUGACCUGCUAAAAAUGUUUAUUUACACAGAAAUUUCUA
Messenger RNA from Cheilinus undulatus (humphead wrasse), 2449 nucleotides. It is a transcript of the gene cbln12, whose product is annotated as cerebellin 12. The record is from RefSeq and is a predicted model, not a curated record. Gene Ontology annotation, cellular component: glutamatergic synapse; synaptic cleft. The transcript is spliced from 4 exons. Gene Ontology annotation, molecular function: protein binding. Bases 519 to 1118 code for a protein of 199 amino acids. Lineage: Eukaryota; Metazoa; Chordata; Actinopteri; Labriformes; Labridae.